Molecule: messenger RNA, 1016 nt
Organism: Prosopis cineraria
Lineage: Eukaryota; Viridiplantae; Streptophyta; Magnoliopsida; Fabales; Fabaceae
Product: chaperone protein dnaJ 8, chloroplastic-like
Exons: 3
Coding region: 206-895 (229 amino acids)
Source: RefSeq, a predicted model, not a curated record
CCAAAUCACCGUUUAUAAUAUGUACUCACAUUAUUCUUUCGUGUAAAUAUAAAUAUGUAUAUUUUGACCCAAAAAGUGUCAAUAUGCGAGCGCGCAUAUAUACAUGACUUAUCCUUUGCGAUAUGAUUUGCAUUUAAAAAAAAUUAAAGAAAUCUCCUCAUUCUUAUCAAAAGACUUACCGUAUCUAUAAAAGCACAUACAGUUUAUGUUCUCUUCCACCAAAAAAAAAAAAUCUUUUGAGAGUUUCAUUAUUUGGCUUUCUCUGCAUUUGAGUAUAAUGGCUACUAUUGCCAAUGCUGAGAUUGUUUGUAGACAAUCAUUAUCGUCUCUUAAUCAGCAAUUAAGAGCAAGAGUGAGAUUAAUGCAUACGAGGAAGAUUAAUGUUGUUCGAAUUUCGUGUUGUUCUUCUCAUUCUCAUACAACGGUAGAUCCUUACACGACGUUGGGAAUUCGACUCGAUGCUUCUGUGCCUCAAGUCAAGAGGGCAUUUAGAAAGCUUGCAAAGAAGUAUCAUCCAGAUGUAUGUAAAGGGAAGGAUUGCGAUGUGCAAUUUAAAGAAAUCAAUGCAGCCUAUGAGGCAGUGAUGUCAGAUUUGAAAGGGAGAUCAAGUGCAUAUGAGUCAAGAUAUGGUUAUUAUGAAGAGAAUGAUGAUGAGGAAGCAAGAGGAAUGAAGAAUGAUCCAUUCAAUGGCUUCUAUGAAGGCCAUGAUAAUGAGCACAUGAAAGGAAGGACUGAUCAACAUUGGGACUAUAGGGAUGAAUGGAUUGGUUGGGAGGUUGGCAAUUGGAUUUUCUAUAAUCAACAACAAGAGACUGAUGUUGAUGACAUGACUUGUUUUGAGGACACAGAUAAAGUGCGUAGUGAACUUGAUAGCAAGUCUCAUCUCACUCACUAAUCAUGGAUAUUUAUGUAGAGUGCACCUCAUAAUACAUAUAGCAAAGUGUAACUGCUUCACAAGUUUAGCUUUGUUCUUUUUCAUGUUCUAUUGUUGUUUGUUAUUUUUAGGUUUUAUGAUA